AUGGGUAACAACUUUCUUUCGCGUAUUUCGACCUUCCUCAUCUUCUCCAUGUGCGUCACCUUCGUUCGUCUCCAACAGAUCCCGGUCAGCUCAAUUCUUUGCUUUCAAAAUCACUGAACGUCAAGAAGUCUGAACAACUUUUUGCUCUUCUUCAGAACAACUAAGGAAGAAGAAUUGCAGCUUCUGAACGUUUUUUUUUGGACUACACGAAUUUCUUAUUCUUUUUUUGAAAUUUUUAGCAAAUGAACGAUAUGAUUUCUUCAGAUUAAAAAAAACAUUCCAUUCGAAAUUCGAAAGAUUUCAAGAAGAAAGUUUUCUUUUCUCAUUUUGUUCUUGAGAUAAGACAUUCAAAAAUUCUAUAAUGUCAUUUCAGACAGGAAAGCCCUGUCUGGCGUCGUUUCACUGCUGGCGGACAGAGCCCGUAGGCAAAUUUGGAUUGCCAGUUGGCCUCGAUGGUUCGUUCAUUCCCAUUAUUCUACUUCUAAUCUUCAAUUUUUAACUUUUUUUUUUGAAGAUUUCGAGUAAUUUCAGCGUCGUUACGUGCAAAGCGCUUGGAUAUUUCUUCUUCGUUAUCGAGCAAAGGAGGUCAGAUUUUUGCACAAAAAAACUUGACUAGAAAAACUCAAAAAAACAACUUUAGCACUCCAACUUGAACUCAAUUAAUUUAUAUGUAGAUAUAUUUUUUUACACGUAUUUUAUCAAAUAGAAGUUUACUCAAACUUGGUAUAUGGUCUUUUUCGCGAAAAAAAAACAGGACAUGCCUACGCGAUAUUAAAACUUUAAACUAAAUUUUCGAGCAACGAAAAAAGUCACAAAGAAGUUGUAAAAUUUGCAGGGAUGUGCAGAUGCUCCGAUGGCACCUGCAAGCUUUUUGAUGUGUCGUCGGCGACAUUUUUUGAUUGUGAAGAAUUCUGA
This is a messenger RNA of Caenorhabditis auriculariae, 915 nucleotides long. The record is from the annotation of a GenBank genome assembly. Lineage: Eukaryota; Metazoa; Nematoda; Chromadorea; Rhabditida; Rhabditidae.